Messenger RNA from Aedes albopictus (Asian tiger mosquito), 2898 nucleotides. RefSeq lists its product as uncharacterized. NCBI's taxonomy places the organism in Eukaryota, Metazoa, Arthropoda, Insecta, Diptera, Culicidae. Bases 1 to 2898 code for a protein of 965 amino acids. The transcript has a single exon. The record is from RefSeq and is a predicted model, not a curated record.
AUGACGAAGCUUCGUGAACUGAUACACCAAGAGCGGUUUUAUGUGGAUACGAUGACCAAUAUGAAGCAGUUUAUGGAACGGUUUGAUGCCGAUCGGGAUAAGCACCAACUGGAGGGAUGGAAGCAACGGAUAGAAACGGUUUAUAAGGAAUUCCAGAUUAACCGCCUGAGCCUUGAACUGCUGUUCGAGGAUACGAAUGAGGAAACCUCAGUCGAAGAACAACGGGAUGCGGAGAAGUCCAAUCGUGUCGUACGACAGAAAUUUGAACACGAUUACAUUUGCGCCUAUAGUUUCCUCACCACUAAAAUUCGAGAGUUAACUGCGCUUCCUCGGUCUUCCACUCAAACCGUUGCAGCAGCGGGUGCUCCAAACCCCCCUCAGUCACGAAUCAAACUCCCUGAAGUGAAGCUUCCCACUUUUGAUGGAUCCAUUUCCGAAUGGAUUACAUUCAGAGACACAUACAAAUCUCUGAUUGACUCGAACACGCAAUUAUCGCAAAUUGAUAAAUUUUCGUACCUCGUAGCAUCGCUUACCAAAGAUGCUAGGAAGGUAAUAGAAUCGAUUGACCUUACUGAAGCAAACUAUGCUGUUGCGUGGCAGCUUCUGGAGAAACGAUUUGACAACAAAAAGUUGGUCGUUAAAACUUACAUCGAUUCGAUUUUCUCCAUCGAACCGAUGAAAAGGGAAUGCUACGAAUCCCUUAUGCGUCUCAUUGACGAUUUUGAGCGCAACUUAUGCCUAAUCAACAAAUUGGGCAUCCAAACAGACAACUGGAGUGUGCUUCUUGCUCACAUGGUCUGCAGCCGUCUCGAUCCGUUCACCCUCAGGCAAUGGGAGGCCCACCACAAGUCUACCGAAGUUCCUCAAUACAAGGACCUCAUCGAGUUCCUGCGUACGCAUCUGAUGGUUCUACAGUCGUUGGUGCCUUCGAAAUCUCGUUCGUCCGAUUCUCCCAAAUCGGAACCAAACCGACCGUCGAAAUUCUCGAAAAUCAAUACAGUCCACACAGUAACAAAUUCGACGCCUGAUUCCUGCCCGUUCUGUUCGAAGAAUCCACACUCACCAUUCAAAUGCGAUACGUUCCUGAAGAUGGCCGUGUCCCAACGCUUUGACCAAGUGAAGAAAAAGAAUCUGUGUAUAAACUGCCUCUCCUCCUCGCACCUUCUCAGAGGUUGCUCAUCCAGCGGAUGUCGAGUCUGCAACCAGAAGCACCAUACUAUGCUCCACCAACCUCCUAGCGAUCGCUCGUCCUCCCAACAGAAAGCAAACACACCCUCUGUUGAAGGCUUGAGUUCGCAAUCGGCGAAUCAGUCACACUCCUCGAAUCAGUCUUCCUCGCCAGCACGGUCCUCCUCGUCGUCUGAAACCCAACCACCAGCCGCCUCUGCUCCAGUUUCCAGUCUCGUUUCCACCACUCUCGUCGGUAGUAGUCGAAGAGUUCCUGCUACAGUUCUGCUGCAAACCGCCAUCAUCAAGGUUUUCGGCUCCGAUGGGAACACUCUAUGGGCCAGAGCACUGUUGGAUCCUGCAUCACAGCUGUCGUUGAUCACCGAGAACAUGGUUCAGAAGCUGAAACUGCAACGCUUUCCCAGUCGACAGGAGAUCGGUGGGGUAGGAAACACACUUGUCGUCUCAUACCACGCUGUGGAUGUUCGCUUAGGGUCACACUGCACCGAGUACGCGGUCGUAAAACCCUGUCACAUCCUGAAGAAAAUCACUCGUGAACUCCCAGCCAAUGCAGUUGACUCCUCCCAGUGGAAGAUCCCGCCUGGUAUUACCCUAGCUGACCCGAAGUUCCACGAACCAGGUGCGAUAGAUUUGUUGCUGGGGAUGGAACUUUACUACGAAUUGCUUCUGGAGGGAUUCAUAAAGCUUGGCCCCGAACAACCGGUUCUUCAAAACACCGUUUUUGACUGGGUAGCUGCAGGAAGGGUAGGAAUCCAGCCCCAUCGAAACCAGCGGAAGGUUGCACAUGUUUGCAGCACAGGGGAUGCCGAAGACUCGAUCUCUCGUUUCUGGGAACUGGAAUCUUGCUGGUCACCCAGCACUAAAUCGCCGGAAGAAACUUCCUGCGAAGAACACUUUGUAGCCACCACAUUUCGUGACGAAUCAGGCCGAUUCGUAGUUACUCUUCCAAAGCGCCCUGAUGUUCUGGCUCAGCUUGGCCGCUCCAAGGAAAUAGCUGUUCGCAGAUUCCACGCCCUCGAACGUCGCCUCGAUUCCAACCCAAACCUCAAGGAGGCCUAUUCUGCCUUCAUUUCGGAGUAUCUACAACUCAACCAUAUGCGGGAAAUUGAAGACACCGAUGACUGUUCCCUAUCCUACUACCUUCCGCAUCAUGGUGUGGAAAAGUUAGACAGUACGACUACCAAAUUAAGGGUAGUCUUCGAUGCCUCCUGCCGGACGGACUCUGGCGUGUCGUUGAACCAAGCGCUGAUGGUGGGACCUGUCGUACAAGACGAUUUGUACGCAAUAUCGCUUCGCUUCCGAAUGCGUCAACACGCCAUCGUUGCCGAUGCGGAAAAAAUGUAUCGGCAGAUUCGUCUGCAUCCAUCCGAUUACCCGUUGCACCGUAUUCUUUGGCGGAGGUCCUCCUUGGAGCCUCUCAAAACGUUCGAGCUCACCACCGUUACCUAUGGUACGGCUUCGGCGCCGUACUUGGCCACCAGGUGCCUCCUCGAGUUGUCCAAGCAAGGAGCAAACGAUUUCCCUCGAGCUGCGGAGGUUUUGGCCGAGGACUUCUAUAUCGACGACAUGCUUACAAGUGUCGACGACGAAAGCGAUGGAGCAGAACUCUGCAUCCAACUUCGGAAGCUAUUACACUCUGGUGGCUUCAGUUUGCGAAAAUGGGCAUCCAACUCCGAAGCCAUUUUGUCGGUCAUUCCGCCGGAAUUAUGA